AUAGGGCUCGUCAAAGGCGUAACGAGGUUUUCAUCAAGUGCAGUCGGCUGAGGAGAGAGAGGGAGAGCAAAUCCAAUUUCGAGUUUCUCCGUCGAGCCUCUCAGCAGCCGAACAUGCAGGCCAGCGACAGGUUCAACAUCAAUUCCCAGCUCGAGCACCUUCAGGCGAAGUACGUCGGGACAGGACAUGCCGACUUGAACCGAUUCGAGUGGGCGGUGAACAUCCAGCGGGAUAGCUUUGCUUCGUACAUCGGACAUUACCCGAUUCUGGCGUAUUUCGCUAUAGCCGAGAAUGAGUCCAUUGGCAGAGAGCGCUACAACUUCAUGCAGAAAAUGCUCUUGCCAUGUGGUCUACCACCAGAAAGAGAGGAUGAUUGAGUAGAUGACCAUGCUUUUGAGUUACUGCUGUUCUGGCGAGGCCAGGGAUUCUCCUCUUGCUGAAUAUCUGGAUGUCUAAGGAAGGCAAGCAAGGAAUCCAAUCCAGGAAACUCAUCAGCCCCACUGUCGUCAUAUUCAUGUUUUAGCUUGUACUACUUUAGGCAAAAGAAAAGUGAGUGGACCCCCAAAGUUCUUCGUAUCGAACUUGUCUUUCUUUUGGAUGGAUGUAUUGUUGACAUGUGAGGUCGUAAACUCAUCAGUAAACUUUAAAAUCGAAAAAUGAAUCUUGCCCUUGGGAAUUA
Syzygium oleosum is the source of this 679-nucleotide messenger RNA. RefSeq lists its product as uncharacterized. Lineage: Eukaryota; Viridiplantae; Streptophyta; Magnoliopsida; Myrtales; Myrtaceae. The record is from RefSeq and is a predicted model, not a curated record. Gene Ontology annotation, biological process: mRNA splicing, via spliceosome. Bases 114 to 377 code for a protein of 87 amino acids. The transcript has 4 exons. Gene Ontology annotation, cellular component: U2 snRNP; precatalytic spliceosome.